Molecule: messenger RNA, 1318 nt
Organism: Impatiens glandulifera
Lineage: Eukaryota; Viridiplantae; Streptophyta; Magnoliopsida; Ericales; Balsaminaceae
Product: bifunctional protein FolD 1, mitochondrial-like
Exons: 5
Coding region: 30-1160 (376 amino acids)
Biological process (GO): tetrahydrofolate interconversion
Cellular component (GO): cytosol
Molecular function (GO): methenyltetrahydrofolate cyclohydrolase activity; methylenetetrahydrofolate dehydrogenase (NADP+) activity
Source: RefSeq, a predicted model, not a curated record
AAGUAUAGGGGGAGAGGACAUACCAGAGAAUGAUAGCUAUGUUGAGAUGGAAAGCAGAACGAAGUGUGGGAGGUUUGUUUAAAAAAUGGACGCUGAAUCCGAAUUCUUCUGUUCGUCGUUUCAGAAACAAUAGCUCUAGGAGUGAGAAUCAUCGUCGUCAUCAUAUAAUUAGGUCACCUCCUCUUCUAUCUUUGGAUAUCCUCGAUGCGUGGCCCGCCAAUUCAACACAUUACGAUCCUUCUCCUUCUCCUUCGUCAGCACAUUGCAAUGAUAAAUGGACUGCCAGGUUGAUUGAUGGCAAGUCAAUGGCUGAGAAAAUUCAAGCAGAAAUAGCUAGUGAAGUAACAAAUAUGAAGGAAUCCAUAAGAAAGGUUCCUGGACUUGCUGUAAUAUUAGUAGGCGAGAGAAAAGAUUCUCUAGCUUACGUACGCAAUAAAAGGAUAGCCUGUGAAGAAGCUGGAAUUAGAUUUGUACUGAAAGAGCUACCUGUGAGUUGUACGGAAGAUGAAGUUACUGAUGCUUUAUUAUGUUUUAAUAAGGAUUCUUCAAUCCAUGGAAUUCUAGUGCAGCUUCCUCUACCAAUGCAUUUGAAUGAGGAGAAGAUUUUAAAUGAACUUAGUCUGGAGAAGGAUGUAGAUGGCUUUCAUCCGCUGAAUAUUGGGAAUCUAGCUAUGAUUGGGAGGGAGCCAUUGUUUAUUCCCUGCACUCCAAAGGGUUGCAUAGAAUUACUUAUCAGAUCCGGUGUGGAAAUUAGUGGCAAGAAGGCUGUGGUUAUUGGACGAAGCAACAUUGUUGGAUUACCAACAUCUUUGUUGUUACAGAGGCACCAUGCAACCGUUAGUACCAUCCAUGCUAUCACAGAUAAUCCAGAAGAAAUCACUCGUCAAGCUGAUAUUCUGGUCUCGGCAGUCGGAGUGCCCAAUUUAGUCCGGGGUAGUUGGCUAAAGCCUGGAGCUGUUGUCAUUGAUGUUGGAACUUUUCCCAUUAAGGAUCCCAACAACAUCAAUGGCUACCGCCUCAUGGGUGAUGUUUGCAUGGAAGAAGCCGUCUUGGUGGCAUCAGCAAUUACCCCUGUUCCUGGUGGAGUAGGGCCUAUGACUAUCGCCAUGUUGCUUUCCAACACACUUGAUGCUGCCAAAAGGUCCUACAAUUUCCAUUAAUUCUUAGAAUUUCAUAAUCCAAUCUUAAGUAGAAAUUGUUGCCGAUGUUUUGUAAAUGGUAAAAUAUGAAAAAAAUUAGGUAUUGAGGUCCAUUAGUGUUUCUUUAAAAAUGUUUUUAUUAGGGUGUGUUUGGUAACUUUAAAAUUGACAUAAAUUUG